AUUGUUCACGUCUUUGCGGUUAAAAGUUCUUCCAACAAUGUCAUAUCCAAGAUAUAAUUAUACUUUACUCUACGAAUUAUGGACUACACCUAAGCCUAUAGAGAUGCACAUGCCUGUUUUUGAAAAACAUUAUAAAUUCCAUUAUUUACCUUUGGUUCUGGUUGCUAAAUUAUUGAUAUACAUUUGUAUUAGAUAUAUUUGUUUUAAUCUUUUAUGCAGAUGUGAAGAAAAGGAUGAUGAAGCACCCGAGGUGGUGACUGUACGCAAUCCGCAUCCACCCGGCAUCUAUCCGCCCAUCCCAAUGCCGCCGAUCCCAAAGCGUCCUCCAACUACGACAGCUUCUCCGGCACAGACGAAUGGUAAUGUAACCGUUCAAAUGCCAAUGCCUCAUCUCUCAAAAGACCAGCGUCAACCACCGCCCCAACAAAUCCAUGGUGGUGGGGAAUCCAUGGCUACGAGAAACAGUCCGCCUAAAAUCCCAACUUCGGGAAAUAAACCAAAAACGAGAGUUUAGAGAUCCAAGAUUCUUGGUGCUUUUCUUAAAUUAAAUCCAUUGAUUGCCUAGAUGCCUAGAGAGCUAGACUAUGUUUUCUCUAUUAGUUUUUGAUUACUAUGGAAUUUUUUAGGUGGUACAUUCGUUUUCAUUGAGUCUUACCGCAUAUAGACAACAAAU
Drosophila bipectinata is the source of this 673-nucleotide messenger RNA. NCBI's taxonomy places the organism in Eukaryota, Metazoa, Arthropoda, Insecta, Diptera, Drosophilidae. The record is from RefSeq and is a predicted model, not a curated record.